ACUCUGCUGAGGGACCGACUCAGUGUCAGAUGUACACCCGGUUGUCUUGCUCAAAAGUGUUCUGUCCUCCAUGGAGGCGCUGUAUCUCGGGACAGUGUGUCUGUAAGAUGCCGUACAAGUGUCCACGUCAGGAUAAGCAGGCGUGUACGCUGGACGGAUCCCACUAUUACUCCAUGUGUCAGGCCAAAGCCAUCUCCUGCAGAUCCAGCGAGCCCGUGUUCUCUCACUUCAGCUCAGCCUGCGGAGCGGAGGAGAAGGUGGAGGUACAUCUUAGGAAAUCUAAAAAGCAUAAUGUGGUCAUGAUAAAAACGGCGAAGGGAACGAUGCCUGUAUGUGGCAACGGCUGGAAUAUGGCGUCAGCUAAUGUCGUUUGCCGAAACCCUCAGAAAGAGCCCAGAGGAGCGGAGACGGCGACUACAAUCAAGCAUUCGCAAAUUGACAAAGCGUCUGAUUGGCCAGAGGAGUGCAUGAGUGUUCGCUGCACGGGAUCUGAGCUCUCAUUGGCUGAGUGCACCAUCUAUAAUCCCCAGCCAAUCACAGAAAGCACUGAUGUGGCCGUCGUAAAGUGUUACAAUCCCAAAGGCGAGUGCAAGAAGUUCCUCUGUACGAACGGGAAGUGUAUAAACCAAGGAAAAGCCUGUAAUGGCAUUGAUGACUGUGGAGACUACAGUGACGAGAUGUGCUGCCAGAGAUGCAACGGAGCGUUCCACUGUAAGUCGGACGUCUGUAUCCCUCUCGAUGCUGUCCGAGACGGAGUCAGGGACUGUCUGGGAGGAGAAGAUGAACUGGAUGAAAACCCCAAACCAGUGGAAAUUAAACCAUCAGAUUUGUUUUCCGAUCCAAUGUCGGAGAUCAGAGCGAUCCGCUCGUCCACCGAGAGCCAGCUGCAGUGUGGCGUUCCCAACAUGGAGUACGAGUUCAAACAAAACGCGACUCUACGUCAACGCACAAAACGCUUAGUCGGAGGGGAAGAGGCGUUACCGACCCAGAUACAGUGGCAGGUGGCCAUUCAGGACGAAGGCUCGAUCCACUGUGGAGGGGCGUAUCUGGGCGGCUGCUGGGUUUUGACCGCCGCCCACUGCGUCAGGCCCAAACCAAAGUCCUACCGAAUCAAGUUCUCUCUCUGGAAGAAGCAUCAAAUGCUGUCGACGACAGACAGCAUCCCGGUGAAGAACAUCAUCAUCCAUCAUGAAUAUAACGCACAAACCUACGCCAACGACAUCGCUCUGGUGCAGCUGGAGCCGCUGAAUCUUUCGGACAAGUGUAUGAAGGAUAACCCGGCGGUGCGAGCCGUGUGUGUGCCCUGGUCCACACAACAGUUCCAGCCCAACGACACCUGCACCAUCUCCGGCUGGGGCCGCGACAGAGCGGGAAUGUCAGCAGGGAUUCUAAAAUGGGCAAAUGUGACGAUUAUCAGUGACUGCAAGAAUUAUUACAAGGACCGUUUCCUCCCUGGAAUGGAGUGUGCAGGUGACCUGGAGGGGAAGGUGGACUCGUGUCAGGGCGACUCUGGAGGGCCGCUGGUGUGCAAAGACGCUUCUGGCGUGUCGUACGUGUGGGGAAUAGUGAGCUGGGGUGAAAAAUGUGGCGAACCCAAUAAUCCUGGGGUCUACACAAAAGUGGCUCAUUAUUUCGACUGGAUCCGCUUCCACACAGGCUGGGCUGCUGUGACCAAAUAUAACCAGUAAAAUUAACUGGUUAACAUUUGCCGAUUGAUGUUACUGUAUGUGCUUUUGAACUUUUCUUUGUUGUUGCUAUUAAAAUGCUUAUUAUACAUUUAUCAGGCAAUUUAAAAGCUCAGUCCUGUUUCUCCUUUUGUUUCCAUGUAUUUCGUAGUUUGUGGUGUUUCUGAGAAAUUAAAUGUUUAUGGUGUAUUUCGGAUGUGAAUCAUUCCACAUAUAAAUGAUUAUAUUUGCAAAUAACUGGA
Rhinichthys klamathensis goyatoka is the source of this 1927-nucleotide messenger RNA. RefSeq names its product complement factor I (gene cfi). The transcript is spliced from 11 exons. Gene Ontology annotation, cellular component: membrane. The coding region runs from base 30 to 1688 and encodes 552 amino acids. Lineage: Eukaryota; Metazoa; Chordata; Actinopteri; Cypriniformes; Leuciscidae. Gene Ontology annotation, biological process: proteolysis. Gene Ontology annotation, molecular function: protein binding; serine-type endopeptidase activity. The record is from RefSeq and is a predicted model, not a curated record.